AUGCCCUUUUUCAAAGAUCUUCGUCGUCGCUCCAAGGCCAGCUUUCAUACAACCAGGUCCCAUGAAUCGAAAUCCAAUGAAUCCCAAUCCAAUGGCGAGAUGACGUCGGGGAAAUCGUCGUCUACGCUCGAUACAGCCUCAUACAGCUCCGUCACCCCUCCAUCCUCCAUCAAACCCAACAAUGUAUCCUCGCCCAAUCUUCCCUCGUUGAAUGAAACAAGUGAAACCGAUUCUAGCUCCAAUGGCACUAGUACCCCGCUCGCCGUUCCUGCUCAGCGACCGGGUCCUGUUGUGCAUCCGUCCCAGCGCAAUAGUACCUUUGGCAGCUCAAUGUCGGUCAAUGGAAAUGCCCGGUCACCAACUCCGUCUUCUCCUUACGCUCCGAGGAUCGUUUCUAUCUUAGACAACGCAUGGGUCCAUCAAAAAGUUCUACUCGUUUACGGUCAGAUUGGUGACCCUCGACAACAUCCGCUGGACGGAAGUAUAACGGUCUACCAUCACCAAGAUAGCUUUCCAUCAGUCGCCUGGCCAGUCACCUCGUCUCAUUUCAAAACCCUAGUCCACCUCUCCCCGGGGCCAAACAGACUACGCUUUGAUUUCGUCUGUCCGAAAUUGUCGUCAGGAAGCGCCAAUCCUGUUGUUCAUUCAACAUGGAUUUCCGUCAACUAUCUACCUCUUGCACAAGCUCCGCCCCUUCACCUGGUAGUAUUGCUUGGGAAAGAUUCCGAUGGUACUUAUGACGCCGUACCAGAAAGGAUACAGCGGGAAGGGAAUGGGCUCGACACCGCCAUUCGAAAGUACCGCAUGGCUGCUUACCUCUGGCAAGCAUUCACGGGCGAGCAGAUGUUCCGCAGCAAUCUUGGGCGGCGUUGCUUCCGUUUCGAAGAAGAGUGGCAGACCGGUACUUUGAGUCGUCGCGAUGUCUCAAACGAGCAAAUGCGAAACGAAGCCAAAAUCCAUGUCGUCCGUACAGAGAAAACGGUCGCAGAGCUUCGGGAUCUCAACAUUGCCCAGCAAAACACCUCCGCCACCAACAAGGACGAAUUGUACAAAAUUGCCAAGGAAGCAGUCGCAAACCAUUUCCAACCUAAACCGGGGCAAAAGCAGUACGUUUCAGUCAUGCUCUUGGAUUCGCACUGGGACCAAGGCUCGCAGACCAUAACAGGCCAUGCCGCCUUGGGUUCGGACCGGGAUGAUAUCAAAAUGGCAGUCUUUGGAUCCCACAGUCUUCAGAGUUAUCCGUCUAGCUUAGAAGAGGUCGUUGAUGCCUUCUCUGAUUGUACCCGGACAGACACCAAUUCCAUUGCGAAUGACUCUGGUGAGGCUGGGUCGAAUUGGGAAUCUGCUAAUUUUGGCAUCGGUGCUCACCUCCACGAGGUUGGCCACAUAUUUGGGUGUCCACACCAGGAGUCCGGAAUUAUGCUGAAAGAUUACCUGCAACUAAAUCGAUCUUUCAUGACCCGCGAACCGUUUUCCACCCGCACGAAGACUCAGGGUCUCAAGCUAUGCUUGCCCCAGGAUGAAUGCAGUUGGCAUCGCCUUGAUGCUCUGCGUUUUCGAUUUCACCCCUGUUUCCGACUUCCAGGCGAUGCUCCUGCCAUCUCAGAUGACAGUGUCCAGGUCUGGCCUGUUGAAAGUGGCAAGAUUCUGUUUACCGCUUCAUCUGGUAUUGCUUUCAUGGAGCUCUACGCCGAAGGCGACAAUGUCUGUCACAACUUUAUCGAAUACCUCAAUAGUGAGUCAAGUAGCAAUGGACUCCCGAGGAAGAUUACCGUAACAGAAAGUGAGCUACGGCAACGACUAUUCGGAACCGAGAAAGAAAAGAAGAAGCAAGUCAAGAUUGUGGUAUACUCUGGCGCACUGGGCAGUCUUGCUAUCGACGACAUUACCAGCCUGAGGUCCAAGCUUUCACUGGUUAAAUUGCCCAAGGGAACUGGGUUCAGGGGUGGACGAUUAGGCUCUGGAAAGUUGGAUGGAAGUCAACCAGAACAACUCUUGUUGGACUGUGCUUUUCAAACUAAGCUUUUGACCUCAAUCAAGGUCUACCACGGUGAAGCAUUGGCGGGCUUGGAGUUUUGCUACGAAGAUUGCACUAGUCAGCUCUUCGGAAAGCGAGAAGGGAAACCUGGGGGUGAUGAAUUUGUGCUUGACAUUCGACGAGGGGAAAUUUUACUUGGUUUCUAUGUCCGAGCGGGACAGUGGAUCCAUGGCAUCGAAUUUCUCACAAGUCAAGGACGGAAAUCCGGCGUUUUCGGUAAUGCGCAUGGAGGUUCUGGACACACCUUGAUACCACCUUUAGGCUAUAAAAUUGCCGGUAUUUCAGGCUCCUGUGGCUCUUGUGUCGAUGGGUUUUCUCUGAUUAUCAUGCAUUGA
This is a messenger RNA of Aspergillus wentii DTO 134E9, 2373 nucleotides long. RefSeq lists its product as uncharacterized. The transcript is spliced from 5 exons. The record is from RefSeq and is a predicted model, not a curated record. Bases 1 to 2373 code for a protein of 790 amino acids. Lineage: Eukaryota; Fungi; Ascomycota; Eurotiomycetes; Eurotiales; Aspergillaceae. Gene Ontology annotation, cellular component: cytoplasm.